Radiomyces spectabilis is the source of this 1287-nucleotide messenger RNA. Its product is annotated as major facilitator superfamily domain-containing protein. Lineage: Eukaryota; Fungi; Mucoromycota; Mucoromycetes; Mucorales; Radiomycetaceae. The record is from RefSeq and is a predicted model, not a curated record. Gene Ontology annotation, molecular function: transmembrane transporter activity. Gene Ontology annotation, cellular component: membrane. Bases 1 to 1287 code for a protein of 428 amino acids. Gene Ontology annotation, biological process: transmembrane transport. The transcript has 4 exons.
AUGACUUUGGAAAAUGAGCAGACGCACCUUUUGCGCAACGAUGACUCGUUAAACCAUCAGUCUAUUGAAAGAACCGAAUCACAACAUGCUCCCCCUUUGAAAUCCUGGCAGAAACUCAAACCGCACAUUCGGCCAUUGUUGGCAGCCCACUUCAUUAGCAUCCUCAUUGGUCUCAACGAUGGUGCUUUAGGCAUCGUUAUUACAUGCUUCAAAUCGUACUAUGAUAUUCCAGAUAACGUUGUGUCGCUUUUAUUUCUCUUCAAUGCGUGUGGUGUUUUCAUUAGCGCAAGUAUCAACGGUUGGUUGGUGCACAAAAUUGGUCAGCGUCGUACGAUGUACCUAGGUGCUGCGGCGGUUCUCGUCGCCUACAGUUCCAUUAUGCAGGGUUUCCCCUUCAAAGUCACCAUAGCCCUCAUGAUGCUGGAAGGUGCAGGUGCGGGACUAUUGGACGCCGCCAUGAAUGUUUAUACCGCCAACGUCCCCGAAUCCACCUUGAUGCUGAAUAUCUUGCACGCCGUUUAUGGUGUUGGUGCCAUGAUCAGUCCAUUGGUCGCCACAUCUCUUUUGGCCCAUGAUUUCUCCUGGCGAUUCAUCUAUCUGUUUCUGGCCACCAUGGCAUUUGUGAAUCUAUGCAGUAUUACCGUUGGCUUCAAGGGGGUCAACUUUGAAGAAAACGACGAAGAAGAACAAGAAGGCUAUGUGAAAUCGACUCGCAAAGAAGCCAUCUUCAACCGGGUCACCCUGUUGGCAGCGGCUUACAUUCUCGUUUACGUGGGACUCGAGGUUACUUUGGGUGGAUGGGGCUACAGUUACCUGACGACGGGCCGUCAUGGCGAUCCGUAUCAAAUGGGCCAUGUUUUAUCCGGCUACUGGGCUGGCUUGGCCGCGGGUCGCAUUGCCCUCGGAUACUUGGCUGGUCGAUUCGGUGAAAAACGCAUGAUUUCCCUGUUCACCGUCAUCUCCAUGCUACUGCUGGGUGUUUUGUGGUUUGUCGCUGAUAUUGUGGUCGAUUCUUUGGUUUACGUGGCACUGGGUUUCUUACUGGGCCCCAUGUUCCCAACCACCAUCUCUUUGGUAUCCAGGAUAUUGCCUAGGGAUAUGCAUGCUACAUCUAUUGGAUUUAUGGGCGCACUUGCCGCGGGUGGUGCAGCGUUUUUCCCAUUUCUCACUGGCCAAUUCUCUGGCCGCUUUGGUAUUUUAGCCCUUCCCAUGAUUUGCUUGGCCAUGGCCGUCAUGAUGCAAGUCAUGUGGCUCUGUAUACCCAACCGUCGUACAUUAUCUAUUUAG